AUGCUGCCGCUUAAGCGCGAUGCCCGCUACGGCCGCAUCGGCGCUCGUUCUCUGUGCGGCGACUCGGACCGCGACGAGGACGACUCGAGGCUCGAUUGCCGUCGGGAUUUCGACGCUGAGCCGCCGGCCGUCAAGUGGCUCACGACCACCUUCAUCCGGUGCAUCCCUGUGCUCGCGACCUUGUCGUGGCUCGGGACCUUGCUCGCGCUCCUCGGCCUGUGGACCUUCCAGGACGGCCGAGCCCGCCUAGCCUCGGACGGCUCCUUGUCGUCCAUCGCCUCGAUCGGCGCGUCGCACCGCCUCACCUUUCUCUUCGGCGCCAUCUCGACCGCCGUCUUCUACUCCCUGUCGCUCGUCACGGAGCGCUUCCUGCGCACGACGCGCGUCCUCACCGAGGUGACCGACGAGCGCUACCUGUGGGUCGCCGUUGGGUGCGCAGACGUCCUCGUCGGCGUCCUCGCGAGCGCGAGUCUGGUCCUCCUCGCCGUGUUCGACACGGUCGAGUUCCCGCACGAGCACGACAUCCUCCUCAUCGCCUUCUUCGUGUGCGUGAUCGUGAGCGGGCUCCUCCAGAUGACCGAGGUCGAGCACCUGUGGCACGAGCACCCCGACCGCGACGACCUGCGCGAGGGCGCCUUCCUCAAGGCCGUCUUGCUCGCCGUCGUCGCCGCGUCCGGCCUCGGGUUCUGGGUCCUCUCGACCUUGUGCGGUGGGGACGCGACGGCGGUGCCGUAUCGGCGGUGCUACCGCCUCGUUAUGGCUACGACGAAGAGGAAGGGAGGGUAG
This is a messenger RNA of Rhodotorula graminis WP1, 786 nucleotides long. RefSeq lists its product as uncharacterized. The transcript is spliced from 5 exons. Bases 1 to 786 code for a protein of 261 amino acids. NCBI's taxonomy places the organism in Eukaryota, Fungi, Basidiomycota, Microbotryomycetes, Sporidiobolales, Sporidiobolaceae. The record is from RefSeq and is a predicted model, not a curated record.